GUCCAGACUGACCUCUCAAAUCAAAUCGGCACCGGGCGGCCUCCUCCCUCCCUCCCGACCCCGACCCCGACCCCGACCCCGACUGCCAAACCCUAAUACACGGCGGUGACCUUGCGGCCUCCGUUCCGCUGCGCUCCGUCUGAGUUGCUGAUCUGGGAUAAUCUUGUUCUCUUUGAGUGAACCAAGAUGUCCGGGAAUGAUGAUAAGCCACAUGCUGCUGCGGACAGAAUAAAGGCAGCCACAUUAUCAGUGGCCAAGGGUUUGAGCAGGGCUCAAGCUGAACGAGCUGCGGCUGCUGCUGCCCGCAAUGUCAAUGCCUAUGGGCAAAAGGAAGAGGGACCAAGCCGCUGGCAGGAGAGGAAGGAAGCCAAGAGACAGAUGUAUUUGAUGAGUACAGAGAAGGCUGCGAAGCUGGGCACUGUGAAGCUAAAAGCUUCAGAAACUAGUUCCGUUGGCGCGUAUACCCAAUGCCAGAAGUGUUUCCAGCAUGGUCACUGGACGUAUGAGUGCAAAAAUGAGCGGGUGUACAUAUCACGGCCCUCAAGAACGCAGCAGCUUAAGAACCCUAAGCUGAAGAAAAGCGUACCGGUUUCUUAUCAAUUCGAGAAUCCUGAUAUUAUAAGGGAGAGGGAAGAGGAGCUGAAGUUGAUGAAAGAAAAACAGAAGAAGGAGAAGGCCGAAAGAAAAAAGGGAAAGAGUAAGAGGAAGCAUCGAUCGCCGAGUGAUUCAGAUAGCAACAGUAGUGGUGCUUCGGUGUUCGACUCUGAAUCAUCAGUGACAGGCUCUGAAUACUCUUCUGGAAGCAGUUCAAGUUAUAGUUCAUCAGACUCGGAGGACAAGAAGCGGCAACACAGAAGGAAGCAGAAGAAGAGAAGGCACAGGAGGGACAGCACAUCAUCAUCAUCAUCUUCUUCUGAAUCUGAGUCUGCGUCAGACACAGACAGUGAUUCUGAUGACAAGGGCAGACGGAGGAAGAGUAAAAGACGGGCUGGUAGGCGCUGAAUUUAAUGAUCUGGACAAAGCAGUGUGGAAGUUGAAUAUCAUUAUAUACUUCCGUUCUAUUCAUGAAUGACCUUUCAUCAUCAUCUGAACAUGUGCCGGCCUUCUCGGAUCCAAGAAACAGAUUUAGCAUUUGCUUUCCUGAACGGUAGCACUGAUAAUUUUCACUGUAUGUUCCUAUGAUCUUUGUGUGAACCAUUGAAUCCUGUAUCAAUAUUCACCUAUGGAUUUUUCAAGUUUGGUGUGGUUCAUCGUCC
Molecule: messenger RNA, 1256 nt
Organism: Zea mays
Lineage: Eukaryota; Viridiplantae; Streptophyta; Magnoliopsida; Poales; Poaceae
Product: zinc finger CCHC domain-containing protein 10
Exons: 2
Coding region: 187-1002 (271 amino acids)
Source: RefSeq, marked provisional